GCCAAAACCAUGGGAUGGUGGGGCUGCCCCAGGCAGGGCUGAGUGACAUUCGUGGGACUGAGGGUUGUCUGGGACCGUGGGAAAGGUUAUGGUCCUUCCAACAGUGAGAGAGUGGCCAAAAUUCAGCACAUCCGGCAAGGUUCCUUCGCUUCAGGGCCAGCCUGAAGGUUCCUGUAGAGGUCUGCCAGGGGCAAAGGAGACAACACCAGAGCUGACCAGCUCCAUCCAGCAGCUUCAGCAGGAGACAGAGGCCUUGCAGCCCAAGGGUGCUGGAGCCACAUUACCAUUGGUGCUGGAGCCACAAUAUGGGGAGCCCAGAGCAUGCCAGGACACACAGCAGCAAGAUCUGGACCCAACUCAGGUGCUGGCCACAAUACAGGCAUUGCAGCUGGACCUGGACUUCUGCAGGGGCACAAACCACAAACGACUGGUCCAGCUGCAGGAGCAGGAGUGUGCAGUGGAGCAGGAGCAGCAGGACUUGGUCAUUCUGAUGCAGCAGUUCCAGGCACUGAUGGGCAAGGUCAGUGAUGCACCCCUCCACCUGAAGGACCAGGCGGUGCAGACAGAGAUCACCUCCUACCUGGCUGCCCAGAGCCAUUUUGACACCAGUCACGAUAUCCCAGAGGAGCACAGAGAGCUGCUCAAGGUCAGCAGCCAGCAGCCUCCCAGCCACUGCACCAAGCCUAGGGCAAGCAGACAGGGGGGCACAGGAGCCAUGAUAACCAUGCUGCAGGGCUGA
Molecule: messenger RNA, 739 nt
Organism: Corvus hawaiiensis (hawaiian crow)
Lineage: Eukaryota; Metazoa; Chordata; Aves; Passeriformes; Corvidae
Exons: 3
Coding region: 89-739 (216 amino acids)
Source: RefSeq, a predicted model, not a curated record